This is a messenger RNA of Gambusia affinis (western mosquitofish), 3432 nucleotides long. RefSeq lists its product as uncharacterized. The transcript has 2 exons. Gene Ontology annotation, molecular function: nucleic acid binding. The coding region runs from base 46 to 1929 and encodes 627 amino acids. Lineage: Eukaryota; Metazoa; Chordata; Actinopteri; Cyprinodontiformes; Poeciliidae. The record is from RefSeq and is a predicted model, not a curated record. Gene Ontology annotation, biological process: DNA integration.
GUGACAGUCCCCAUCAUCACCCCAGAAGACAUCCGAGUUGCUCAAAUGGAGGAUGAAUCGAUCAAUGAGGUGAUGACACUGAAGAGGAGUGGAUGGAACCCCAAUGGUAAAGAUAAAAGACAGAUGGGACAAGAGACAAGGAGACUUGUACAUGAAUGGACCAAACUCAAACUUGACAAAGGAAUUCUGUACAGACAGACAGGAAAAUGGAAACAGCUCGUUCUCCCAAGUAAGCUAAAGCCGACCGUGCUCAAACACCUGCAUGAUGACAUGGGACAUGUCGGAGCUGACAAAGUCAUCCACCUAGCAAGACAAAGGUUCUAUUGGCCAUUCAUGCAGCGGGAAAUAGAAGACUAUGUCAUUCGCCGGUGCUCCUGCAUAAAGCAGAAAAAACCCACUGUCCCGGAAAAAGCGCCUAUGGGGUCAAUUACAACUAGUGCUCCAUUUGAGCUCGUUUCUAUUGACUACCUUCAUCUGGAGCCAAGUAAGGGAGGAUUUGAGUAUGUAUUAGUUUUGGUCGAUCAUUUUACACGCUUUGCGCAAGCGUACCCAACUAAGAACAAGUCAGGCAAGACAGCAGCUGAGAAAAUCUUCAGUGAUUUUAUUCCCCGUUUCUCUUACCCUCAGAUUUUGCACCAUGACCAGGGUCGGGAGUUUGAGAAUAAUCUAUUCCAGCGGCUCCAACAGCUGUCUGGCAUUGCUCACUCUCGUACUACCCCAUACCACCCGCAGGGGAAUCCGGUCGAACGGCUGAAUAGAACGCUGUUACAGAUGCUGCGCACUCUCCAAGAGGAAAGGAAAACUGAGUGGAAAGAUUAUUUGCCCCAUAUAGUCCAUGCGUACAAUUGUACGAAACAUGAAGCCACCGGCUAUUCACCAUUCUUUCUCCUCUAUGGAAGAGCCCCACGCCUGCCCAUCGACUUAGUCUUUGACCUGGGGACAGAGGAAGAAGUGCCAAGUCGCGAGGAAUAUGCACAGAAAUGGGCUACUCGAAUGCAAGAGGCUUACAGGAUAGCCUCAGAGAAUAGUCGUAACAGCUCAGCUAAAGGAAAAAAAUACUACGACCGUGGUGUUAAAGGAAUUACACUUCAGCCAGGAGACCGCGUGCUUAUCAGGAACCUCUCAGAGAGAGGUGGCCCUGGCAAACUCCGUGCUUACUGGGAGAAGACAGUGCACAGAGUUAUUGAAAGGAUGGGGGAAAGCCCUGUGUACAAAGUUCAAGCUGAAAAGGGAGACAAAACUACCCGUGUACUCCAUCGUAACCUUCUCUUAUCUGUUAAUGACUUGCCAUUCGAACAAGAUGAGCAAUCUUGUCAUGCACAACGGCAACAAAUAAAGCAGAGACACAAGCAGAUGAGCAGCAGAGAAGUAGAUGAGCAAGAUUCUGAUGGUUCUGUUGAAGAGGAGGGAUAUGUGUACAAUCCCCGACGGCUGCCUGUGUAUACAAGGAGAACAAUCAGACAUCAGAAGCCUCCAUCUGAUACACUCAGCAAUCUCAGAGUAGGGGCACAAGAAUUCCAACCUCAAGGACGUGCAUCAGCUUCAGGUGCUGAGUACCAGCAAAUGGAAUCUGCUCCCAUUGUCGUACCAGCAUCAGCACCAGCACAACUACAGGAUGACACACCGUCUGCUGAGAAUGUCCAUGAACAAACUGGAACAGUUGAUCGAGCAGAUGAUACAGGUCAAGGACUGCCAGAGGGGAUGGUUGAGCCUGAUAGAGAGUCACAAGGUGGAGAGCUCUUAAGGAGGUCCACCCGCAGGGUACAACCCAGAGAGAGAUUCACUUAUGACCAAUUUGGGCAGCCAUCAUACCAGCCCUGGGGACACGGAGUGAAUGCUAUGUUCUCAUUUGUUCCUUACCCCAUGACUCCAUACCCCGUCUUACUUGGACAAGACUACUACCCUACUCCGACUGUGUGGACUCAUUAGACAGAUGACUUCUCCUAGACUAUUACCUAUCUAGGUUAUUUCUUGUUGGUGUAGUUCUAGAUGUCCGGAGACAUCUCUUGAAGUGGGGGAGAGUGUAGUGGGUCUAGAAAUUAAUGUUUUAGAAAUUAAUGUUUUACUAAAACAGACACCCCCAUUUUUGAAAAGAUUAUUUUAUUUUAAGAUGAUUAGAACAACUUUCUAAUAUUAACUGACUCAUGUCGAUGACCACCUAGUCAGUAGAGGGCGCUACUGUGAGUGAAUGAACAAACGAGGAAACUUCUAUGGUCUCUGCCCGCGCAUGCGCAGUCAAUAAUAAACCGCUGCCAGCAGAGCCAGGCACAACGUAUUAACGUGUCUGUUCCUCAUCAUUCACAGGUACUAUUUCUAACUAUUCCUAAACAUUCUUAAAGAUGUUGAAAGUAAUGUGAACUGUCUGUGAUAUUAGAGUAACAUUUUGAGAGAACUUGAUCCGAGUUCUGAUAAGUAUUUGUUUUGUUUUGUCGAGUCGAAUAAUGGCUACCGCUAGUAGUUCUUUAACGGCUUGAUUACAGAGAACACAUGGGAUGUACAGAUGUGUAUGUGAAAGAGAAUAUAGUGUCCGUUUUAUGUUUACUUUUUGUAUCUGAGCCAAUGGCUGAAGGUAUGAAUGGGCAUUAGAUUUAUUACUGUCUUUGGUGAUGGGAAGUUAUUAUUUUGAUGAACAUUAAGUUUAUUUUGCAAUGAAAGACAUAUACACUCAGAGACAGACACAUGUAAUGGGUUAUGUAGCACUUUAUUUUAUUUUACAAGAGUAUUUGUUGUAUUACUCAGGUUAUUAACAAUAUUGUAAACCAAGAGGUCAAUUGUAUUUUGAGCUGUUUUGAAGUUAAAGGCUAUGACAGUGUAUUUUGACAUGAAUACUAUCCCCAUGUUAUGAUGUUUUGUGAUAUUCUCAAAGCAAGGAUAGUUUGAUAUUUGUGUUUGAUAUUUGUGUUUAAAUGGAAUGACUGAAUGUUUAAGAUUGUUGCAGUCAAUAAUAAACCGCUGCCAGCAGAGCCAGGCACAACGUAUUAACGUGUCUGUUCCUCAUCAUUCACAGAUCCACAGCGCAUCCUGCCUGUGCAUCGCUUGUGCCGGCCCAGAUUUCCCCUAGGUCUGAGGCCGGUAACACUGGCAUGCAUAUGACUGCAGUUUCCCUACCAGCUUUGGUUAUGACAGGGGGCCAGAUUAUGCAGCAGCCUGCUGCUCCAGCCCUCCAUCCACACCCAGCAGACUUUUAUCAGCCAGUGAGUCAGCAUCCCACAGGUUAUGCUGGAUAUCCCACUGUGCCCCAAGCUCCACUGUAUUCAUCGCCCAGUGGUCCAUGGGGUGUACAUCCAAACAGGCCCAACCCUCAAAUUAUGAAUCACGCAGCUCACAACCAUACAGGUCCGUUCUACGGACACGGCCGGGCUAUAUAUCUAUAGAUAUGUAGAUCUAUAUAUCUAUAUCUAUAGAUAUAUAGAUCUAUAUCAAUAAAUAUAU